Messenger RNA from Paramuricea clavata, 735 nucleotides. Lineage: Eukaryota; Metazoa; Cnidaria; Anthozoa; Malacalcyonacea; Plexauridae. The record is from the annotation of a GenBank genome assembly.
AUGAGCCGUCUCAGCCGGGUGCCAAAACACCAAGGAUUUCAGAUGAAAUAUCCCAUGUGCAAGAAGAGAAGCAGGGUAGAUGAUGCAAGCAGAGAUACCAGCAGUAUAUUAGUUUUCCAAACAAGCUUGCCUUCCCUUGAUGACAAAAAACUUGAUGUCAUAAUAAAGGACAUUAACGAAGUCAAGCAAAACUUGGCAUUACUUGUUAAAGCAAAAAAUGAUGAUUUAUGUGAAGCAAGAAGUGUUGCUGAAAAUAGAGAAAAACUAAGUGAGGAGACAAAAACUUUGCUUGCCAAAAUUACCCUGGCUAGAUCAAUAAAUGAUAUUGAAUUGACUGGCUUUGCGUAUAGUAGUGAAAGAAGUGAACUGUGCUGCUCCGUUUGUACAGAGGCUGAACAUGAGAACAAUGCCACAUUAACUACAGUGCAUGGGUCUAGUCUCAGUGGGAUGUUUUCAUACGAGCAAUCUAAUGGUCUAGCAUUUGCGGAAAAUGAAAAUCUCCCUGACCAGUUUAGGAAUCUGAAAAAGCAUGUAAAAAGGCAUAUUAAAAAAUCAAAGAAGCACAUUUGUAAUUUAAGAAAUGAAACUGAAAAGCAAAAUGCUGCUGUGAAAAUGAGAGGAAACAACCAUGAAGCUGGUAUGAAUCUUGGACGGCUUUGCAUGAAGCUUUAUCUUAAAGGUCGUCCAUAUACAGAUUUUGAAGAUAUAUUGAAUUUAAAGCAAGCUGGUGCCAAA